This is a messenger RNA of Sinocyclocheilus rhinocerous, 1253 nucleotides long. RefSeq names its product dehydrogenase/reductase (SDR family) member 13 like 1 (gene dhrs13l1). Bases 59 to 1015 code for a protein of 318 amino acids. The transcript is spliced from 5 exons. The record is from RefSeq and is a predicted model, not a curated record. NCBI's taxonomy places the organism in Eukaryota, Metazoa, Chordata, Actinopteri, Cypriniformes, Cyprinidae.
UCAAGCCUCAACACAGACCAGAUGAAGACAUCUGACUGCUGCGCUCACAGCCGCAAAAAUGAUUUUCUUUUUAUUUAUUGUGUUUUUAUUGGUUGCAUAUUUGAUUGGUCAUAGGAUUUUUGUUCAUAGGAAGACCUUCACCGGCACUGCCAAACUAUAUGGGAAAACCGUCAUUGUAACGGGUGGCAACACUGGCAUUGGGAAGGCGACUGCCGCAGAGCUGGCCAUGAGAGGAGCCCGAGUGAUUCUGGCCUGCCGCAGCAAACAGAGAGGAGAAGCAGCAGCACAAGAAAUCAGGAUGGAGACUAGGAAUGAUGCUGUGAUCUUCAUGCAACUGGAUCUUGCAAGUCAGAAAUCCAUCCGAUCUUUUGCCGAAACCUUCCUGAAAGCCGAGCCCAGACUGGACCUGCUCAUCAAUAAUGCUGCACUGGCCGCUCCAGGACGCACUGAAGAUGGCAUCGGGAUGAUCCUCGGUGUCAAUCAUAUCGGUCCAUUCCUGUUGACCAAUCUUCUGUUGGAGCGUCUCAAGGAGUGUGCGCCCAGCAGAGUGGUCAACGUGUCAUCUUGUGGUCAUGAUCUGGGCACUAUUGAUUUCGACUGCAUCAACACACACAAGAAGCUCGCUCUGGGAUCAUCUGACGCUGAAUUAUUCAGGGCCUACACCCACAGCAAGCUCUGUAAUGUGCUCUUCACUCAUGAACUGGCCAAGAGACUGGAGGGAACCAGCGUCACAUGCUACAGUCUCCAUCCAGGGUCGGUAAGAUCAGAGCUCGCCCGUGACAUCAAUGAAUGGCACACACACAUUAUCAAGGCCAUUAUUAGCAAGUUCUGGGCGACCGACCCGGUGUCUGGGGCUCAGACGACGCUGUACUGCGCACUACAAGAGAACAUCGAGCACCUGAGCGGACGAUACUUUUCUGACUGUCAGCUGGUGCAAGUCAAGCCUGAGGCCAGAGAUGAUGGAAUCGCCAAAAAACUGUGGGACGUCAGUGAGAAGUUAUGUGGCAUGGCUUGAAUACACAGGCGCACACAUUGCUGUGAGAAAAGUACCGUAAUAUCUUGAUUUUGGUAUUUUUUCUUUUGGUAUAUUAUGUGUCCUUCAGGCAGAGUCAGAAAUAUCAUAAUUACACGUUCUGAGCACACAAGUGAGUGGAAAGCAAGUCUGUAACCAGUGCUGUUAAUCACUCAACUUUUAUAUUUAGCUUCACAUUUAGUUGUGAUUGAAAUAAUUUUUUUGCAUAAUCAAAUAAAAA